AUGAAACUCAUCCUCAUUCUCCUUGCUUCAAUCUAUACCGCUUCUUGUGAGUUUGAUAUGAAUAAACUAACUGCAACCAAUGUUUGGAACAAUGUUUUGGCAAAAAUUGUGGAAGAAAAUUCGGAUGUUGACGAAGUUUUCGUUUCCAACUUCAAUUAUACUAUCUGCAAUGGAAAAACAUUCGAUAGAAGUUAUUUUGUCAAAAAAGCUAAAGAUGAGUACACCGAUUUGAAAGUUGAUAUAGCUCAUGAACUUGACUGCGCAACUAUCAGAUGUGAUGGUGAUACUGAUAUUCUUCAAUUUGUUGUGACUGGAGCCAAAGGAACACUAACAGUUAGAGCAAAUAAAUUUGGUCACAAAUUGCGAACGAUUGAAUGCAAAAAGCCUUAA
This is a messenger RNA of Caenorhabditis angaria, 390 nucleotides long. Lineage: Eukaryota; Metazoa; Nematoda; Chromadorea; Rhabditida; Rhabditidae. The record is from the annotation of a GenBank genome assembly.